Pelobates fuscus (common spadefoot toad) is the source of this 2493-nucleotide messenger RNA. RefSeq names its product ATP binding cassette subfamily F member 3 (gene ABCF3). Bases 49 to 2184 code for a protein of 711 amino acids. NCBI's taxonomy places the organism in Eukaryota, Metazoa, Chordata, Amphibia, Anura, Pelobatidae. The record is from RefSeq and is a predicted model, not a curated record. Gene Ontology annotation, molecular function: ATP hydrolysis activity; ATP binding. The transcript has 21 exons.
UCCGGCCUGAGAGCUCCCUUUGCGCCUGCUCGCUGCCGGCCGGCCAACAUGGCGACCUUACCAGAGAUCCUCAGGAGCGAGUUCCCGCAGCUUGACGCCGAGCUCUUCCAAUACGUUACCGAUGUUCUUGACAGUGGGCAAGCUGACUUUGAAUCUGCGCAUGACUUGUUUGAAGCAGUCGGAGCUCUUCUGCAGGAUGUUUCUGGAGAUACCAAGGACGAUGAGGACAUCAGAAACAUCUGUCAGAGGAUGUAUAGAACAAUGCGCUUGGAAAAUAAUCAUGCCCCCAAACAGAAUCAAGUACUGCUCCAGGCCCCUAUCCAGCUGAACCAGAUCACUGACCAAUAUGAUGUUGAUCCUCAAAUCCUUAAUGUGUUGUUGAUGAAGAAAGGGCAAUCCUCGACAGUUAAUGUUAAAAAGCUGGAGAAAGCAGAAGCCAAACUGAAGGCUAAACAAGGAAAGCGAAAUGAACGAGACUCAAGUAAACCAGCCGGGCAGGUUGUAAUGGAGGAGGCCUCAGCCAGCCAGGCUGCUAGUAAGAAAGAAAAUCGUAUAGAGAAUAGCGGCAAGAACAAGUCCUAUGACAUUCGAAUAGAGAACUUUGAUGUGUCAUUUGGAGAGAGGGUCUUGCUGACAGGUGCAGAGUUGCAUUUGGCGGCUGGACGUCGCUAUGGUUUGGUGGGUCGGAAUGGGCUGGGUAAAACCACCCUAUUAAAGAUGCUUGCUAGCCGCAACCUCCGUGUUCCUUCACACAUCAGCAUUCUGCACGUGGAGCAGGAAGUGGCUGGUGAUGACACUCCUGCACUCCAGAGCGUUCUGGAAUGUGACACUCUGCGUGAGAGCCUUCUGCAUGAAGAAAAGAUGCUAAAUUCUAGGAUCAGUGCUGGAAAGGGUGAUGGUUCAGAGAGCACACGGUUAACUGAGAUAUACAGCAAAUUGGAAGAGAUAGAAGCUGACAAGGCCCCAGCAAGAGCUUCUGUGAUUCUGGCUGGGUUGGGGUUCAGGCACACAAUGCAACAGCAAAUGACCAAGGAAUUCUCUGGAGGUUGGCGAAUGAGAUUGGCACUUGCUCGGGCUCUCUUUGGCAGGCCAGAUCUUCUGUUGCUUGAUGAACCCACAAACAUGUUGGAUGUCCGAGCCAUUGUAUGGUUGGAGGAUUAUUUGCAGACCUGGCCUUCCACCAUCCUUGUUGUCUCUCACGACCGAAACUUCCUGAAUGCAGUGGCCACAGAUAUUGUACAUCUGCACAGCCAACGACUUGAAGGAUACCGGGGCAACUUUGAGAGCUUUUUGAAAACAAAAGAAGAACGUCUGAAGAACCAGCAACGUGAAUUUGAGGCACAGCAUCAAUACCGUGAACACAUUCAGGUUUUCAUUGAUCGGUUCCGGUAUAAUGCAAACAGAGCCUCUCAAGUGCAGAGUAAACUUAAGCUGCUAGAAAAACUACCGGAACUGAAGCCAGUGGACAAAGAGUCUGAGGUGGUUUUAAGGUUCCCUGAUGGUUUUGAGAAGUUCUCCCCUCCCAUCCUGCAGUUGGAUGAAGUUGAUUUCUGGUAUUCUUCAGAUCAGCCAAUCUUCAAGAAACUUUCUGUGUCUGCAGACCUGGAUUCAAGAAUCUGUGUGGUGGGAGAAAAUGGAGCUGGAAAGUCCACGAUGUUGAAGCUGUUGAUGGGAGAGCUGUCUCCAGUACAGGGGAUUCGACAAGGACAUAGGAAUCUGAAGAUUGGUUACUUCAGUCAGCAUCAUGUGGACCAACUUGAUAUGAAUAUUAGUGCAGUGGAGCUACUCGCAAAACGCUUUCCUGGGAAAACUGAAGAAGAAUAUCGCCACCAGCUGGGCAGUUAUGGCAUCUCUGGAGAAUUAGCAGUACGGUCAGUGGCAAGUCUAUCAGGAGGGCAGAAGAGUCGUGUUGCUUUUGCCCAGAUGACAAUGCCAUGUCCAAACUUCUAUAUUCUGGAUGAACCUACCAAUCACUUGGACAUGGAAACCAUAGAAGCCCUGGGAAAAGCACUGAACAAAUUUCGGGGAGGCGUUAUUUUGGUUUCUCACGAUGAGCGUUUUAUCCGUCUUGUUUGCCAAGAACUCUGGGUCUGUGAAAAUGGAGGAGUGACGCGUAUUGAUGGUGGUUUUGAUGAGUAUCGGAAUAUCCUGCAGGAGCAGUUUCGCAAAGAAGGUUUCCUAUAGAAAGGACACCUUGCGCAUCUGGCUGUGCUCUGUACACCCUCCAGCAAUAAGUGUCCUGUGCAUACUUACUGUCCUACAUGAGGGAGCAAGAGAGACUGUGCUCUAUAGUGUCAUGGAGCCUAAUGGAUAACAGACUGAUUUAGAGAUGUGAAAGCUAAGGGACUGUAUUUAUUAUACAAACUGUGUAGAUGGAGCAGAGAUAGCCAUUGUCAAUAUGAAGUGAUUUUGCUGCACAACACCAGCCAGGCCUUUUAUGUACUCAAAACAUGUCUUGUCCUUCUAAGGUUUCAUUCCCAUAAUUCAAACCUU